CGUGUAUAAUAGGCAGGCCACAAAAUUAAAAAAAAAAAGAGUGACGUGGUCGUUUAUUGUCUAAACACCGUACAUUUUUAUUAUUAAAUAAAUUUAAAUACCAAUAUUAUAUAACAAUGAUUACUGAUAUCCAGCUUGCAGUGUUUUCAAAUAUUUUAGGUGUAUCCAUAUUCCUCCUAGUUAUACUUUACCACUAUAUCAACGCAAACAGCAGCAAAUAAAGAUAUUGCACCUAAUUGUCCAAUUAUGUUACUAAAAUAUGUUGUAAGAUGUAAAUAAAUUAUCUAAAACAUU
This is a messenger RNA of Pieris brassicae (large cabbage white), 294 nucleotides long. RefSeq names its product dolichyl-diphosphooligosaccharide--protein glycosyltransferase subunit 4. Gene Ontology annotation, cellular component: oligosaccharyltransferase complex. Bases 117 to 221 code for a protein of 34 amino acids. The record is from RefSeq and is a predicted model, not a curated record. NCBI's taxonomy places the organism in Eukaryota, Metazoa, Arthropoda, Insecta, Lepidoptera, Pieridae. The transcript is spliced from 3 exons.